AUGACGGCGAGGUUCUCUUCAUCCCUGCGCAGCCGCCCUGCGUGGAUCUCGGCGGUUGAAGUGCUGUACAAAGCACCCUCGGAAAUUAAAUGGAUUGGUAGCUGUUUACGAAUUCAAUCAUACAAAGAAACCAAAAUGGAAACCGAGGACUUGAUCGUAUUUUCCACCACGAAAGAAAAUACGGACAGCGAGGCUUGUUUCCGCUUCCUUCUUCUCUCUCCUGACGACCUGGACGGCUCGGCCAUGCACACACGGCUAGAGCGGUUCUACAACCUCGGUGCGCAUAUAGCUAUCGUGUUUCUUGAUGAGAGUGACUCUAGCGCAUUCGUGGGAUUUCAGAUCCGCAGAAUGAUGGAAAGCAAGCUAGAUGUCCCUGUUGUUCCAAUAAAGUCUACAGCGUCGCUGCCUGGGACUGUGAUGGCCUUCCAUCAGCGUUUCUCUGCGGCCCAACCACGAACUCCGAGACCGCAGGCUGUCAGGACUCUCCUGCCGUUCUGCACCAUCGGCCCCCUCCCGAUCCGAGAGCACAACUUCAACAUGCUAAGCGACAUUGUGCCAAGCUUCAGGGACUUGAUCGAUGCGAUAUCCACCCGCCAGGGACAGGAUGAACUUUGCAGUUAUAUCGGCCAGAGCGACGCGAGCGAUGUUAUCAAGUUCUGGACGGCUGAAUAUAGAGCCUGA
This is a messenger RNA of Pyricularia pennisetigena, 681 nucleotides long. RefSeq lists its product as uncharacterized. NCBI's taxonomy places the organism in Eukaryota, Fungi, Ascomycota, Sordariomycetes, Magnaporthales, Pyriculariaceae. The record is from RefSeq and is a predicted model, not a curated record. The coding region runs from base 1 to 681 and encodes 226 amino acids. The transcript is spliced from 4 exons.